This is a messenger RNA of Striga asiatica, 1123 nucleotides long. Lineage: Eukaryota; Viridiplantae; Streptophyta; Magnoliopsida; Lamiales; Orobanchaceae. The record is from the annotation of a GenBank genome assembly.
CUUGAAUACGGUGACUCGAACACGUGAAGGUAGAAAUCGGAUCCGACGGUCGAGAUCAUCGCGUCGGUUUAAAGCUAGAAAUUCAAAAACCCUCGUCAAAACCUAUCGUCUCAUAUAUAUAUCUGCUCACUCAGUACAUUCGGCAAUUGGCAUAUUUUGCUAUUGAAUCUGCCUUUCUCUAAUUUCGUUGUCGAUUUUUCAAUUAGCAGCUGCAAUCUCAUGGCGUUGCCGAAUCAGCAGACGGUGGAGUACCCGAGCUUCAAGCUUGUGAUCGUCGGCGAUGGUGGCACAGGGAAAACCACAUUUGUGAAAAGGCAUCUCACGGGUGAAUUCGAGAAGAAAUAUGAACCGACUAUUGGUGUUGAGGUUCAUCCAUUGGAUUUCUUCACUAACUGUGGAAAAAUCAGAUUUUAUUGCUGGGACACUGCUGGUCAGGAGAAAUUUGGCGGCCUUAGAGAUGGAUACUACAUCCAUGGACAGUGCGCCAUUAUUAUGUUUGAUGUAACAGCUCGAUUGACGUACAAGAAUGUCCCAACAUGGCACCGUGACCUUUGCCGUGUUUGUGAGAAUAUCCCAAUUGUGCUAUGUGGGAACAAGGUCGAUGUGAAGAACAGGCAGGUUAAGGCUAAACAGGUUACCUUCCACCGCAAGAAGAACUUGCAGUACUAUGAGAUAUCGGCAAAGAGUAACUACAACUUCGAGAAGCCUUUCUUGUACCUUGCCAGGAAACUUGCCGGGGAUCCUAACCUGCACUUUGUCGAGUCUCCUGCUCUCGCCCCACCUGAAGUGCAAAUUGACUUGGCUCUUCAACAACAGCAUGAGAAUGAACUUUUAGAAGCCAUUAACCAGCCUCUUCCUGAUGAUGAUGACGAUGCAUUCGACUGAAAGGAUUUGCCAGGAUCUCGAUCAUCUAUCAUGGGUUUCUUUUGCCCUGCCCAAAUUUUUUGCGUUUUCCUUUUAUGAGAUUGAGGAUUUUUCUUCCCAAAGUCCUUCGCUUUUUUCUUUUUUUUCUCUCUCUUUUAAGUUUUUUUAAGAUCUAAUGAUACAUGUAGUUUGAAUUGGUGUCUUCAAACGCUUGUGGAUGGAAUGUGAUUGAUUUUGUUGAGAAUGGUUUUGAUUUAAA